AUGGACAAGUUUUCGAAAUAUGCACUAACACACGCGCCGCCGAAUGGCCUAACAACGUAUGGACGAGGAAUGGGCACGUCUGACCGAAAUAAUCAUAUUUUAUACCCAAAGGAGAUUGUGGAACACUUGAACAAGUAUGUCAUUGGACAGGAAGAAGCUAAGCGAUGCCUCGCUGUUGCAGUUUAUCAGCAUUAUCGAAGGGUUGAGAAUAAUGCGAGGGUUUCUGAACGCUGGCUUCUCCAAGAAGCCGUUUCGGCCGCAAAAGAGCUCAAAAAGAACAAGAAGGAUGAGUUUUACGACAAUUUUGUCGCCGACUACAUUCCGCGCUCGCAGCGUCAAAUUCUCAAAGACAUUGAGAAGCGCGAGGACAUCCUCCUCGAGAAGUCCAACAUGAUUCUGCUCGGCGCCUCGGGAACCGGCAAAACGUACAUCUCGCAAAAGCUCGCCGAUAUUCUCGACGUGCCGUUUGUGAUUUGCGAUUGCACGACGCUCACGCAGGCCGGCUACGUGGGCGAUGACGUCGACACGGUGAUCGCGAAACUCCUUUCCGAAGCGCGAGGCGAUAUCGAAAAAUGUCAAAGAGGUAUUGUGUUUUUGGACGAGUUCGACAAAAUCUACACGUCGUCGGAUCCACUUCACACUUCUGGGAAUCGCGACGUCAGCGGAAAAGGCGUACAGCAGGCGUUGUUGAAGCUCGUCGAAGGCACUGUCGUGAAGGUGCGCGACCCGCUGGCGCCCAACUCGAAGGUCCAAAUCGACACCAGCAACGUAUUGUUCAUCGCUUCCGGAGCGUUCUCGAAUAUUGAGCACGUGAUUGCGAGACGAAUGGAUAAACGGGUUCUCGGCUUCGGCUCGCAUGACAGAAAGGAUGGUGAAUCAAGCGACAAGCUCAAAGAUGAGAAUGAGGAGAUUGCGUCGAAAGCGCGCGACGAGCUCCUUCGCCAAUGCGAUCAAGGCGAUCUGAUCGCGUUCGGCAUGAUACCGGAGCUCGUCGGACGAUUUCCGGUAAUCGUGCCGUUUCACGCGCUCGACAAAAACGAUUUGGUGGCGGUGCUCACCGAGCCGCGCGGAAGUCUCAUUGCGCAAACGAAAAAGUUUUUCGAGAAUGAGAGCGUCGAGUUGAGAUUCUCGCCGAACGCCAUCGACAAAAUUGCCGAGAUUGCGGUGAAACGAAAGACUGGAGCGAGAGCGCUCAAGAGUAUUGUUGAGAAGGCGGUGAUGAAUGCGAAGUUUGAAGUUCCCGGCUCGGAGAUCAAGGUCGUCGAGAUCACCGACGAGAAUCUCAAGGACAACACAUUCAAUAUAAUUGAUAAGAAAGCUGUUGGAAAUGAAGACCAAUGA
This is a messenger RNA of Caenorhabditis bovis, 1341 nucleotides long. The record is from the annotation of a GenBank genome assembly. Lineage: Eukaryota; Metazoa; Nematoda; Chromadorea; Rhabditida; Rhabditidae.